CCACCGCUCUGUGAUCUGCAGUGAAGGACACCAUUCAAGUGAAGGGUUUUUUAAUGAAAUAUGAUGGGGUAUGUACAUUUGAUCUUCCUAUCUACCUUCCUCUCGGUUUCCCUGACAUCCGAAACAUUUGAUGCAAUGGAAGGUGAGGCUUUAGUUAUAAAAUGUCCCCGAUGGAGUUCAACUUUGAAAUUCACCUGGUAUCAUGCAGAUACUAACAAAAUAAUUCCCGAAGAAGAAGAGGGAUCACGAAUAUUUUCCUUAAAACAAUUUCUUUGGUUUCUGCCAACUUCUAGAGAGGAUUCUGGAAACUACACUUGUUUUAUGCAUUUUUCAAAUAAUCGCACAAAGUCGGUCAACAUGAGUGUGCAGGUGCAUCCAUACAAGCAAGGAGUAUGUUUCCCAAGUCAGAUUCGUUACCCAAAUGACACUGGAAGAGGAAAAAUUGUUUGUCCUACAAUUGACAAUUAUAAGAAUGCUACUAUCAUCCAGUGGUAUAAGGACUGCAGACCUCUUCAGGGAGAGAGAUACUUCAAGAAAGAAAAAUAUAUUUUUAUUAACAACCCAAGGAAGGAGGAUGAUGGUUGUUAUACUUGUCAAUUUAUCUACACUCAUAAAGGAAAUGUGUUUAAUGUAUCAGCAACAAGGAUUUUCAUAAGUAAGGCAAAACACUCACCUCUACCUCCUCAAAUUUUAUUUCCAAAAGAUAAAGAUGUAAUAGAAGUGGAUCUUGGUGCUUCUUUGUCUCUGAAAUGUCAGGCCCGCCUGGGGAUUAAGAAACAGCCAAUGGCCAUUGUCACAUGGGAUGUGGAUAACAUCCCAGUGAAAUACUUAGAUUCUUCAAGAUUUCAUGAAAACACUCGUUUUUUUGAAGGACGUGAGCAAGAAUAUUACAGAGAGACCACUUUGCAUAUUACUGAAAUAAAAAAGGAGGAUCUGCAGGCAAAUUUCACAUGCAUAGCGGUGAACAAAAUGCAGAACACAAAGGCCACGGUGAUGUUACAACUCAAAGCACAAUUUGAGGUGGGACUUCCUAACGUCCUCUUGAUUGUAGGAUCUCUAGUUCUGCUAGUUGCAAUAGCAGCCUCCGUUAUACUUUAUCAGUCCUUCCGAGUUGAUAUCGUCCUAUUGUAUCGGGAGAUAUUUCAGCCCUACUCAGUCAAGGAUGAUGGGAAGAUAUAUGAUGCAUAUGUUAUCUACCCCAGAAGCCAUGCCAAUGAAGCUAAUUUUGUGGAAUAUUUUGUUUACCAAAUCAUGCCAGAUAUUCUAGAAAAUAAAUGUGGAUAUAAACUGUGUAUUUAUGGGAGAGAUAUAUAUCCCGGAGAAGAUACAGCCAGUGCAAUUGAGAAGAGGAUGCAGAAGAGCAGACGGCUGAUCAUCCUUCUAACACACCAACUGAUUAAUUGUAAAGAACCUGCUUAUGAUCAAUACAUUGCUUUAUACAAUGCCCUCAUUCAAAAUGGUACAAAGGUGAUCCUGCUAGAAAUGGAGACAAUUGGGACUUAUGAGAAGCUUCAGGAAUCUCUUAGGUUUAUUGUUAAGCAGCAAGGUACCAUCAAAUGGAAAGAGCAGCACACUGUGCACCCACAGUCAUCCAAUUCUAGGUUCUGGAAACAGGUGAGGUACCAUAUGCCACUGACACUCAAGUCCUCAUACUCAGCUAAUGCCAGGUGA
Molecule: messenger RNA, 1671 nt
Organism: Pygoscelis adeliae (Adelie penguin)
Lineage: Eukaryota; Metazoa; Chordata; Aves; Sphenisciformes; Spheniscidae
Gene: IL33R
Product: interleukin 1 receptor-like 1
Exons: 11
Coding region: 61-1671 (536 amino acids)
Biological process (GO): signal transduction
Molecular function (GO): interleukin-33 receptor activity; interleukin-33 binding; interleukin-1 receptor activity
Source: RefSeq, a predicted model, not a curated record